AUGGCGCCGCGAAAGCGCAAGAAGGGAACCGCGCGAAAGCAGGAGCAGGAAGGUAGUCCUGGAGCGGCGGUGGGCCAGGAUGUGCUUCCGCGGUCUUGGCUGGACCUCCCUCCUGAAGUGCUGGCCCUCGUGCUGUCCAAGAUGACGCUCAGGGAUCUGGUCUGCUGGGGUUCCACCAGCAAGGCGUAUGCCCGGGAGAUGGACGAGGUGCUGAAGAGGGAAGUGCGCGUGACGGCUGAGGAAGUGCUGGGGCACCCAAAGUGUCGGACCAGGGAGAAGAGGGCCGUCAGAAACUUCUUCGUCGAUUUCUUGUUCAAGAAGGCCGAUGUGAUCUCCAAGGUUACCAUCGAUUGGGAGGAGGACUACAGGCCCAUGGUCCAAGAGAGUCGGCUCUGUGGUGGGCAGUGCCGCUGCGGAAGGUGCAGCGGGCACGGGGUAUUGAGCGAUAGGGACACGCGCAAGCCUGCCCUGCCUGGAGUGGUGUGUUGUUGUUGCGAGGACAGACUGUGCCUGGCGGGUGCCGGGGACCUCGCAACGCUGCCCAAGGCUACGGACGUGCGCCUGCUGACCCUGGUGCCGGCGGAGUUGGUGCCCCUGUGGAUGUUUCCCAACGUGGAGCGGCUAUAUCUGGCGGUGCACGACGGGGGUUACAAGGGCUUCGGAGUGCCCUCUUUCCCGAGGCUAGAGGCGGUCACCAUAUGCGGCAUCCUGGAGGGGCAUCUGCCUUUCGACCUGAGCGCUCUAAAGUGCUCUCCCCGCCUGCGAGAGGUGACCCUGCUCCGCAACAAGGAGAGCUGGACUAACUCCGUCAGUUGGUUGGGUGACAUGGACGGCUUCAAGAGUGCUUAUAUCCUGAGGAUAGGGUCCAACCCCGCCCUGGAGCUAAAUGUCCGCUUGCAGAUCUUCAGGGACACCUUAAACCCUGUUCCCUUAAAUCAGCGGGCCACGCCGGUCUGCACGCGUGUGGACAAGUUCCUCGUAGAGGAUCCAGAGAAGCCCAGUGGAAACGCGGAUGGCGUGAGCAUAGAACAUAUCAAUGGCGAAGCAGCUUUCGAAGAAGUGCGAGACAUGUUUCGAGACGAUGAGCGUGUGCACAUAUACAGGGACUGGUCGCCAAAGGCGCUGGAACAAUUUCCGGACGAUUACUUCCAAGCAGUAUAUUUAGACGGGGACCACACUUACGAGGGAGCACGUAAAGACCUCGAGGCGUCCUUUCGAAAGGGCGGUUCACCGACUCGGUUACUCAAUAGAGAGUGCGCGGACACGAGGGGAAGAAAGCACAGCGAGUACAGACAAGUGGGCACGCUCUCCGCUCGAGGCGAUGCGAGCAACGACGUAUUGCCGCUCUUCGCAUCCAAGAGCUGCAUGCAUAGAGAUCGAUACUUCUACCACACUCAGACGGGUGCGUACGAGCCGAUCAGGCUCCCCGUGCACUAUAAGAACCGUAAUUGCAUGAAGGACGACAUAGGCUGCGAAACGGUCUACGAAGACGACCAGAUGACCGUUCCCAUCCUAGGCCACAUGGUCACGAGUGCCCUGACGAAUGCUCUGUCCAGCAACAUCCCAAAAAUCUUGCCGAGUCCGGGCACCAUCUUCAUCAUUCUCAAGAGGCUCACGAGGCCAGGAAUCGACGGAGCUAUCGAUGCGAGAGCUACCGUACGCAUCGUGAUACAACGGAGGGGCUUGGCGACCCGGAGAUAG
This is a messenger RNA of Klebsormidium nitens, 1701 nucleotides long. The record is from the annotation of a GenBank genome assembly. NCBI's taxonomy places the organism in Eukaryota, Viridiplantae, Streptophyta, Klebsormidiophyceae, Klebsormidiales, Klebsormidiaceae.